This is a messenger RNA of Ixodes scapularis (black-legged tick), 3210 nucleotides long. RefSeq names its product nucleolar protein 14. Gene Ontology annotation, cellular component: nucleolus; Noc4p-Nop14p complex; small-subunit processome. The transcript has a single exon. The record is from RefSeq and is a predicted model, not a curated record. Gene Ontology annotation, biological process: maturation of SSU-rRNA. NCBI's taxonomy places the organism in Eukaryota, Metazoa, Arthropoda, Arachnida, Ixodida, Ixodidae. The coding region runs from base 66 to 2627 and encodes 853 amino acids.
CUUUUGAGAGUAGCGACUUCCACUCUCGUUCUCAAGUCGUUUUUCAGGCACAUGGCGGCGAAAUCAUGAAGCCAAAGCGCAAGAGCGGCAAGUCUUUCAGCAAAGCGUCGGCAAAAGUAAACGGUAAGGCACCCGAGAGGACCAACCCUUUCGAAGUCAAAGUUAACAAACAAAGACACGAUGUGCUCGGUCGAAAGUCUAAAAACGAUCGCGGUCUACCCGGUGUGUCGAGAAGCAAAGCCAUCAAGAAGCGCAAUGAAACUCUCCUUCAAGAAUACGUGCUGCGCAACAAAUCUAGCGCGUUCGUCGACAAACGAAUCGGCGAAUUCGAUUCCGAAAUGAACCCAGAUGACAAGAUGGCAGCCCGACUUGCACAGGAGCGCAAGAUCUCGCAAAAGAAGAGCGUCUUCAGCCUGAACGAAGAGGAGGAGCUCACCCAUCUUGGCAAGUCCAUCAACGACAUGGAAAGGCACGACGACCCCAGAAGCGACGACGAAGACCUGUACGACAAACUGGGCCGCGACUUUGCGGACAAGACCAACUUUGGCGGCUUCCUGACCAAGGCCGAUCCCAGCAGUGACUCCGCCAAGUCGAGGAAAGAAGCCAUCGACCAACUCAUCGCGGAAUCGAAGAAACUCAAAUACGAGCGUCAAGUACAGAAAGACGAGAAUUUCGAACUCACCGAAAGGCUGGACAACGACUGGAAACAGUUUCAGGGUCUUCUGGCUAGCUCGAGGCUCAAAAAGAAGCCGACCGAAGCCGAAAAAGAAUCCACGGAUGACUACGACGUUCUGGUGAAGCAGCUGCGGUUCGCGCCCCGUGCUGGGACGGCCACAGAGAGGGUUAAGACCGCAGAUGAAGUUGCAAAGGAAGAACGGAAGCAACUUGAGAAGCUGGAGUUGGAGCGGAAACUGCGGGCCAAGGGAAUCACUGAAAGGGACAGCAAGAAGCAAUGGUACUUCAUGUCUGCAGAUGACCUGGAUUACAACUUUUACAAGCAGGAGCCAGUGACGGAGGAUGCGGACAUGAGUGGUGACGAAGAGGAAGACGCUGAGGAGGAGGGUUCUGGUGGUGACGAUGAAGCAGAAGACAAAUCGGCGUCAGAAGGCGAUGAUGAAAGCGGAGCAGAGAGUGUGGAGGAGAUUGAACAAGAUGUAUCUGGAAAGGAGCAGGCAGCUAGACAGGAAGACAAAUCUGAUGAUGAUGAUGAUGAUGAUGAUGGCUACUCUGAUUUGGAGUCUAAUGACGACGGCAGUCUGCAAAAAGAAACUCCACCGGUUGCUAAAGGUAAAGCUAAGGAGGCCCCAAAAACGUCUGUCAUCAAGACGUGCAAAAAGUUGCAGAGCAAGGCUGCCUCCGAGAAAGAGGGGGGCAAGCCUGUAAGCAAGGCUGUCCCUGAGAAAAAGGAGAGUAGGCCUACCUGCAUUUUCACUAUUCCCGAGUCGGAGGAAGAAUUCUCUAAGCUCAUGGCCGACAACACCGCGGACGAGAAAGCUCGUUUUGUCGGCGACAUGAUUAAGGCGAACCAGGGUGGUGAGAAGAAACUCAAGAAGCUGGAGAUGCUCUUUGUGUUCCUUCUUCAGCAUCUGAAUGACGUUGCAGACGAAGAUCUCGAACUUGUAGACAAACUGUGUCCGCACAUCUAUGCACUCGUCCAAAUUUCGCCAACGACGUGCGGACGUUUCCUCUUGGACGUCAUCUCGGAGAAAGAAGAGGAUCUUCAGAAGGCGACUGAACGUAGGGCACGGUUUGGCAUCUCUUUUCCUAGCUUCAGCACUCUCGUGUUCCUUAAAAUAGUGGGACAGUGUUACUCUGCCUCAGACUUCUCCCACAUUGUCGCGACUCCGGCGAUGCUUUCCGCCAGCCACAUGCUCACCUGCUGCGGUCUCAACGGAGCCGCGGAUUUCCUCCGCGGACUCUUCGUCACGAACGUGUUCCUAGAGUACAUUGCAUAUUCAAGACGGUUCUCCCCCGAGGUAUUCGUAUUCCUGGAAAGAUUACUCAGCCAUCGAGAGUUGAAACUCAAAAAGAGAGCAGACGCCUCCGGACUUUUGCACGAGAAACUCAAGCUUCGGCUUUUGGGGGAGGAAGACGUCGAAAUGACAGACCAGCUGAGGGUCGAGAUAAUCUAUGCCGGAGUCAAACUCGUCGAGAAAUGUGCGGAGCUCUCGGAAGGUUUGCCGUCCUUCCGCGAACUCGUAGAUCCCCUCUUGAAGACAUUGCGAAAGCUGGAAGUCUCGGCGUAUCCACCCACUGUGCAGUCGGAAGUCGAAAAGGUGAUUUCGCGACUUGAUCGGAAGGUUGAACGUAAGCCACUGCGUCCAGAAAAAAGACCGCCACCCAUGAAGCAGCUUUUGGAGCCGCGGUUCAGCAUGAAGUUCGACGGCCGGAAGCAUUUUGAAGGGGGUCAGAAGAAGGCGGAGCUGAAGCGACUGACCUACAAGCACAAGAAGGAGAUGAAGGGGGCCAUGAGGGAGGUCAGGAGGGACAACCAGUUUCUGGCGAGGCACAUCCUCAAGGACAGGAUAGAGAGGGACGCAGAGAGGAAGGAAAAGGUCAAGCAGAUCUACAGAGAGCUGGCAUCCCAGGAAGGCGAAUACAAGGCGCUCAAGCGGAAGAAGAAAUGAACGCCUUUCGACACCUUGUAAAUAUGAGAAUAAAAUAUUUGGUACCACUGGGUUCUGCAACCAUAGCAAAGCAACAGUAGUAAAUCUAAGAUAGUAGCAGCAACUUCAGCCCCUUCCUACAUCAUUUCAUGAUUGUUUCUUUGUUUACUCUUUCCACUUAUGCUCCCUUCUGAUAUUGUUUUCGUCUUUCAUGCUUCCUUCUCCAGGUAGAGGUUGUUUGGAGCUGUCUCCUUGUCUGCAAGUGCUCGUUUUGCAAAAAGUGCAUACAGCUCAAAUUUUCCCUUGCAAACAGGAUGUGGCAUGUUCAGUGCCAUUGUGAAAGGCUACCAACAAAAAAAAGAUUACCGUAAUAUCCUGAGACAUAGCCUACAUAACGUCAAGAGCAAAUCGGGUGAAAAUAUGGAGUGGGCUAACUUUCUGUGCACAGUCAAGGAAAGUUAAAGAAUUGCUAUUUUUAGGUUGUGUCCCUUCCAAGCUUGUUAUGGUGGCGAGGAGCAACGAAGCAAAGAUGACUGUACUUCCCCGUGAGCAACGUUUUCUUAUAUCCCGCAACUAGCCGCACUUACGGCGAGGCUAUCAUUGA